This is a messenger RNA of Spinacia oleracea (spinach), 1075 nucleotides long. Its product is annotated as histone-lysine N-methyltransferase, H3 lysine-9 specific SUVH5-like. Gene Ontology annotation, molecular function: double-stranded DNA binding; histone methyltransferase activity. The transcript has a single exon. Bases 380 to 1051 code for a protein of 223 amino acids. Lineage: Eukaryota; Viridiplantae; Streptophyta; Magnoliopsida; Caryophyllales; Amaranthaceae. The record is from RefSeq and is a predicted model, not a curated record.
CUCCAUUAAUUUCCACACUGAAAACACGAAGCUUCGCCGAAGCAAGCCUUCUCCUCAAACUCCUAUAUUAUUUAAUUAAUCGAAAACCUAACCUAAACCAUACUAGCUAUACUCACCCGUCUCGAGCGGUUUUUGUUCAAGAUAUGUCCAGUACACUAGGGAUUUUCCUCCGAGGUGCGGCUCGAACGUGUUAGGAUCCGCCGCCGCACAACCUAAAGGGGUGGUUGGAAAGAGUAACGCCGCCGCCGCCGUCUGGUGGCGGAAGGUCGGCGCCGCAAAAGGUAAGCUAGGGAGUGGCGGCGAAUGUGAUCGGAUAAUUGUGAAAAAGAACAAGGGUGGCACUAACAAUGGUGGAGGUGAUAGAGCUGAGAUUCAAGAAAUGUUGAAAUUAUUUAGGGAAAGGUUUGAUAAAAUUACUGAAACAAGAGAUGAGAGUGAAAGAGGAAGGGUUGAUAUAAAGGCGAUGAACGAGUUGACAAAAGAAGGGAAAAUAAUCAAACGGUGUUCAUCGAUAAUUGGACCCGUACCCGGUGUUGAAGUCGGGGACAGGUUCCGUUACCGGGUCGAACUCGUCAUCGUUGGUUUACACAAGCAUAACGAACGUGGGAUCGACACGACAACCGACUCAUCCGGGCUUAAAAAGGUUGCCACGUGUGUUGUGGCGAAUUCGGAUCAUUUUGACAAGAUUAAUGACCCGAAUAUCUUGACGUACAUUGGUGAGGGCGGGAAACCACGAGGGAAAACGGUGGGGAACCCGAAUCCGAAAUUGGAUUCGAAGCCGAGUGAUCAAGAGCUCAAGGGUGGGAAUCUUGCGUUGUUGGAGAGUAAGAUGUCGAGUAGUCCAGUUAGGGUUGUUAAAGGGUUUAAAGUUAAUCGGAUGUGUCCUCGUCGUGGACGUACGGUUGAAAGGACUGAGUAUAUAUAUGAUGGGUUGUAUGAGGUGAAAAGUUGUGAGAAGAAGCAAGGGUUGAUGAAGAACUGGAUCUUUGAGUUUGAGUUGUUUAGGUGCCCUGGACAACCUGAUAUUUGUCUGAAAGGUUGUAAGAGAUAAUUAAUGAAGUUUCAUGUUAAUUAA